CUUGUCCCACCGACACAAGGAGAUAACAGCCACAUCAGAGCCGCUAACUCUGAAAGCAACCCGAAGACUGGCGGAACAGACUUUCCACAGUUCUUUGUAGAGAGGAGGACACGUUGAAAAGGAGCCCCUCCCUAAGGAACGUGAUGGAGGCUUUCUCAGAACAAAGGAAGGCAACCUGCCACGUGGCCCAAUCAACUCCUAUACACGUGCCCCCAGCAGAUGUCUGAGAUGAUUUAUGGGGUCAUGGCAAUCUGCUUCUCGCAGUCACACCCUCAAUGGCUCUGUGGCAGCCUUGAAGACCAACAUCCUGCAAUCAUGGAAUAAACCAGCCACCUGAGGGCCAAUGGAGGGGACAGAAUGGGGUUAGAACUCCUUCAAAGGUCUAUUCCCAGAUAAUGUCCUUUAUUUGAUCUAUCUAGUGGGUCCCGGCAAGACCCCACUCACAAGACUGUCUUCAUUUUGCUUGACUUGGAGCUCCCCCAGCCUUUGCCCUGGGGACAUUGGUUGAAGAUAGUCAGUCAAAGACAGCUGUUGAACAUCAUGGCUGCCUGAGGACCACUUGGAAUCUGUUGUUUGGGGUUGCCAUGGACACGGAGUUCUUAUUCCAGUACUAGCUUGUUACCAGCACCAGAGACCUUCCAGAAAGAAUCUCCUCAUCUCCAGGGAACCAGAGGUGGAGGGGAUGUGAGAUGGAAAAGUUGUAUUCAAGUCCCAAGAUCUGAGUCCUUCUGUGCUCCACCUCCCUUCUGCUGUGGCCCCUUGAAAGCAGCCCUACCUGUAGAUUAAUUGUAGAUUGUGGUUGUCCACAAGACAAUACCAUGCAGAGAUUAAAGAGGAACCCUUUAUAUCUCUGGUUCAUGCAUCAAAGAAAUAAUAACAGAAUUAUGGAUUCCACUGACAACAGUGAUGACCAUGGAGAUGAUCUAGAUGAAUUCAUAUCAGGAAUCUCUAAUGAAGCCACCAAUGAAAGACAUAACAAUACUCCAAUGUCCUCUUUGGUGUCCUCUGGCCACAAUAUCAACAAUAGCCCAAACCCUAAUGAAUUGACAUCAGAAACCUAUGAGGAAGACGACAAUGAAAUCCAUGCCCAGAAUGAAUUGACAUUAGAAAACUAUGAGGAAUCCACCAAUGAAAUCAUAACCCUGACUGGAUGGAAAUCAGACAGUUAUGAGGAAGUCACCAGUAAAAUCCAUGCCCAGAAUGAACUGACAUUAGAAAACUAUGAGGAAUCCACCAAUGAAAUCACGGCCCUGACUGAAUCGAAAUCAGAUGGCUAUGAGGAAUUCACCAGUGAAAUAACUGCCAUGAGUGAAUGGACAGCAGUAUCCUCCAAAGGACCCUCCAAUGCAAACAUUGCCUUGAGUGAACUGACAACAGUAACUUCUGGUGAAAUCAUCAACGAAAUCUAUGACUCAAGUGAGUUGAAAAGAGUAACCUGUGUUAAAGCGCCCAAGGAAAGUAUAAUGGAACGACUCUCCAGGUUCCAUGAUGAUGAUGAUGAAGACAUUGGCUUUCUCAAUUCAUAUGACAUGAUUAAGAGAAUUGUGUACUCACUUGUGUCAUCACUCACAUUCAGAAUAUUUGGAAUUUUGCUUAUCUUUGUGGAUAUGUCCCUCGUCAUUACAGACCUGCUUGUCACUAAAAACGCAAUAUAUAUUCCUGUGGAAAUUCAUUUAAUUUCUUUAGCUAUUUCUUUAUUUUUUGUCUUGGAUGUUCUUCUUCGAGUAUAUGUAGAAGGGAUACGACUGUAUUUUUCUGAUAUACUUAACUGCUUAGAUGCUGUCAUCAUUGUAGUGACUCUACUGGUUGAUAUAAUUUAUAUGUUUUAUGACCUUAAGGUUCUUAAAGAUAUCCCCAGAUUGGCAAUUUUAUUUCAAUCUCUACGACUUACUAUUCUGAUAAGAGUUUUCCAUCUGGCUCAUCAAAAGAAACAUCUUGAAAUGCUGACCAGAAGGCUGGUUUCAGAAAACAAACGGCGAUAUAAGAAGGAUGGAUUUGACUUAGACCUCACUUAUGUUACUGAGCGUAUUAUUGCCAUGUCAUUCCCAUCUUCUGGACAGCAGUCUUUCUAUAGGAAUCCCAUUAAGGAAGUUGUGCGGUUCCUGGAUACCAAACAUCAAGACCACUAUCAAGUCUAUAAUCUAUGCAGUGAAAGAGCCUAUGAUCCUAAGUACUUCCAUUACAGGGUCCGGCGAAUCAUGAUUGAUGAUCACAAUGUCCCCACACUAAGUGAGAUGUUGGCAUUCACCAAAGAAGUAGAUGAGUGGAUGGCUCAAGAUGAUGAAAACAUCAUAGCAAUUCACUGUAAGGGAGGCAAAGGAAGAACUGGAACGAUGGCUUGUGCCUGCCUUAUUGCCAGUGAAAUAUUUACAACUGCAGAGGACAGCCUUUAUUAUUUUGGAGAACGGCGAACAGAUAAAAGCACCAGCACGAAAUAUCAAGGAGUUGAGACUCCUUCUCAGAGUAGAUAUGUUGGAUAUUUUGCGGAUGUGAAAAAUAUCUACAACUUGAAUCUCCCUGCCAGAAAAACACUCAAGAUUAAAAAAAUCGUUAUUUAUUCAAUUCACGGUGUUGGAAAAGGCAAUGGAAAUGAUCUAAAAGUACAAAUAAUAUUGCACCGCAAAAUCGUCUUUUUAAGUUCUGCUUCCAAAAACUGUUGGAUACUUCACGAUAUUGAAACAGACAACGUAAUAAUUCAUUUAUCCAGCUGUCCACCUCUGUAUGAUGAUGUGAAAGUACGGUUUCUCUCUUCCUCAGUUCUUCCUAAAUACUAUGACAACUGCCCAUUUUUCUUCUGGUUCCAUACAUCUUUUAUACAAAAUAACAGGCUUUAUCUUUCAAGAAAUGAAUUGGAUAAUCCCCAUAAACCAAAAACAUGGAAAAUUUACCGUCCAGAGUUUGCAGUCGAGGUAUUUUUUGAUGAGGUCGUAGCUGGUACCUAAUUAAGCGUAGUUCCCUUUCUCGGACAGAAUCAUGUUCUUCACAAUCCCUGCCACAUAUUUGUAGCUUCUAAACCUCCUUCCUUGCUGGUAUACUUAUAUUUACAUUCAUGUACAUAUGUUUUUGCCAAACCUAUUAAAUACAUACAAAGUAAAAUCUCAAGGGUGCUUCUUACUUUCUGAAGGAGUUAGGUCAUGUUUGCGAGAACUAACGUUCUUAUGUACUAUGUUCCAAAGUAUCACUUUGAAGAACCUUUAAAUAACAAACCUUAAAAUAUUUAAGAAUUAUGAUUCCUCCCAAUAAUCUGAGUUUACUUAUCUAAAAUACAAGUAUUCCCUGCCUUGUUUUACAUUUUAAUUUCAGAUCAGAAAGGUCACUUCUGUUUUCUUCCUCUGCUUGAUUUAUAAACUACUUAACAAACAUCAGAUUGGCACAAAGACUUGUUUUCAACCCAGAAAACUGUGCACACAAGCAGACCCACCAGUGCAUGGGCUAAUUACACACGCAGACUUCGGGGAGGGCACGGGAAUCUCGGUAAACACAAGCAGCGGUUACUGAAUAUUCUAUUUAUUUUUGCACCUUUACGAGUGAAGUCAAAGGAAAUGUUUGCCUAGAGAAAUCUAGAUUCUUUUCAAGUCCACCUCCUUCUUCACCAACCCUGCUCACAGCCAAGUUCACUUAAGUUUAGGGAACUCUGUGAAGGAAGGUCAUCUUUGCAUUGUUAAGUAUCGGUUAGUCCUGUGUCCCCAGGGAAUCGUUUUCUCUUACUAUUUUAUUCCAAGUACCUUCCCCGUCAUUGUACCUUGACUGUCCUUAUUUAUGAACAUGGCAUGAAAGGUUCACUUUUUCCCUCCAGUCAGCCCACAAGGGGUCCCAGCUGCCAGUGCAGCAACCUACCUGAAGGCUCCUUUUGGAGGAAAAGUCUUUCAAGUUCUCAACGUGUUAGGACUACAUUACUUCCUGUAAUUUGUGAUAGGAAUGUGUUGCAGCAGAACAGCUGGUACUGUUUCCUUUAAAUUUUUUUAAUGUUUAAUUUUGAGAGAGAGAGCAAGACAGUGCAAGGGGGGAGGGGCAGAGAAAGGAGACACAGAAUCUGAAGCAGGCUCCAAGCUCUGAGAUGUCAGCACAGGGCUCAAACUCACAAAUGGCCAGGUUAUGACCUGAGCUGAAGUCAGAUGCUUAACCAGCUGAGCCACUCAGAUGCCCCUGUACUGUAUCCUUUAAAACCCAUGCAGCAGUGAGCUACAGCGGGCAGAUCAGGUGGCAGGCUUAGGUCAGUGGGAAAAUACCGAGCUGGCUCAGUGAGGAGCAGGAAGGUCUAGCCCUUCUCAAUACUGGCAAGAAGGAAGGAAGGAAACCCCCAUUAAGUCUCUUGUUUUUUGAAAUAUCAUAGCCAGGGUUUCUCUUCUUUAACCCUCUAAGGUGCAUCAAGAUUCCUGGCCCUUAUGAGGUGCCACACUAUCGUGCUUUUGCUCCUAUAAAGAGAUUUUAUGGGAAGUUUCCACCUUAGAACCCAAUGUAAAUACUUCCUUCGAACAACUCGAAAGACUUACAUCAUAAUACAUCAGAACGAUACCAGUUUUCUUAAAUAGAAUUUACUACCCAGAAGAGAAUUAUCCAAAACUGAAUAGCAAGUUUCACUAUUUUUUAGAAAUAGAACAGCAUCCUGCCCCAUCAGAAACAUCACAGGUACCACCUGGCAGAGGGAGAUUAAUGCUAGCGGGCCAAGUUUCACAACUGCAGUGUAAUAAAGAACACAUUUGUCAAUUUACUUACAGUGAAAUUAUUUUACAUCAGGAAUGAUGCUGACCAAAAAAAAAAAAAAAAAAAAAAAAAAAACGCUCAUUGCAAUGAAGCCACCACCUUGAAACCUUACUAUACUCUUAAGCAGUCCCGACAGUUGGUUCUUAGCAUGUAAAAUACUUAAAACAAUUCAUGUACUCAAAUUUUAGGUAAAUAAUUUAAUGAUAGAACACCAGAAUUGCUUUAAACACACAACUUCAACUUACUAUUUUUGGAGUACAGAUCUGAAAUGGUACAAAUUGUAUUCAAAUACUGAACCAUGAAUUAAGGAAAUAGAAUGGAAAAAAAAAUUCCCCUGAUUUAGGUUUCAUUCCUUACUCUUUUCCUUGCCUCAGACUGCUACUAUUGCAGAUGUUUAAUUGAAUCUUAAAAGGACAACAUAUGAGAAGGUCCCCUGCCAACAGGCCUAACUCAGAUGGGCUCACAGAUUCUCAAGUAGCUCACUUCCUGCUGGAAGCCAGCCCCAUUUUCUAUUUUGCUUCGGUCCAGGCCUGUUCAGAUGAAGCACCACUCAGUAGCUACUGACCGCUUAAGGUAUGGAGAGAAAAGGCAGAAAAAUGAUUUUCUUUCAAAGAAAAUGCAGGUGGCUGACCAGCCAUUGCUCCAGGGUCCAUCAGGCACAACACUGAG
This is a messenger RNA of Acinonyx jubatus (cheetah), 5373 nucleotides long. Its product is annotated as phosphatidylinositol 3,4,5-trisphosphate 3-phosphatase TPTE2-like. NCBI's taxonomy places the organism in Eukaryota, Metazoa, Chordata, Mammalia, Carnivora, Felidae. The record is from RefSeq and is a predicted model, not a curated record. The transcript is spliced from 36 exons. Bases 819 to 2942 code for a protein of 707 amino acids. Gene Ontology annotation, molecular function: phosphatidylinositol-3,4,5-trisphosphate 3-phosphatase activity; protein tyrosine phosphatase activity. Gene Ontology annotation, cellular component: cytosol. Gene Ontology annotation, biological process: protein dephosphorylation.